CAGCCUUCUUUCUCCAUUCCCAUAAUUUCUCAGGCUAGGUUUUAGAAGGGAUUCAAUCCUAAUCGUAACACAUAAUCAGUAGCUUAGCCACGCCUAUCAAUGUCGUCGGCGGACCGGUUGGACUUUAAGGCCAACGAGCUUCUGAAAGAUGUACAGUUCGACUACUCCCCUGAGUUCACUCAGCUUGUCAACGACACCGUUUCCGGAAUUAAAGCUUCCAUUGAUGGAAUACCUGAAGACUCGCAGAUUACGGCGGAUGUUGUUCCUGGAUUUAUCAGAGACAUUGGUGCCGACAAAGUGGAAUUCAGGUUUAAGAAACCAAGUUCGAUUGAGAUAGGUGGAAGUUAUGCUAUGCGUUGCAUGGUGAAACCGGAUAUAACUGUUGAUCUUUUCAUCCGUAUGCCUAAGGAAUGUUUCCAUGAAAAGGAUUAUCUCAAUUAUCGCUACCAUGGAAAGAGGUGCCUUUAUCUUGGGAUCAUCAAGAAGCACUUGAAUCUUUCUUCUAUAGCUGACAGGGUUGAAUGGUCCUAUUUCCAGAAUGAAGUCAGAAAGCCUCUGUUAAUUUUAUAUCCAGCUGCGAAGCUGGCUGAACUACCUGGAUUUUGUAUGAGGAUAAUCCCAACAGUGACAUCUGUAUUUGAUGUUACAAAGUUGAGCUUGCAGCGGAACAAUAUUCGCGCUCUAAAUGAAGGAGAUGCGCUUCAACCUACGCCAAAAUACAAUAUUAGUAUACUUGAGGACCAUUGUAUAGAGGGGACUUAUGAAUUCAUCAAGAAAACAUUCUCAGGAUGGAAAGAACUAGGUGCUGCUCUGAUUUUGCUAAAAGUUUGGGCUAGGCAAAGAAGUUCCAUAUACACCCAUGAUGGAUUGAACGGAUUCCUAAUAUCUGCUAUAGUAGCAUACCUUGCAACAAAAUCUGGAAAGAACCGGUUUAAUUCUUCAAUGAGUGCAAUGCAGAUGUUUCGUGUUACAAUGGACUUUAUUGCUACUUCAAAGGUAUGGGAUAGUGGUCUCAUUUUUCAUCCUCAAGGAAAGAGCAAGGUGUUAACUGAGGAGAUGAAGAAGGCAAUGUCAUCAUUUCCAGUUGUUAUGUUGGAUUCUUCAUCUGGCAUUAAUUUCGCAUCACGCAUGACCAAAAAUGCUUUUCUGGAGCUAAGAAGCGAGGCUGCUCUUGCACUUACUUGCUUUAAUAAGUGUAGAGACAGUGGAUUUGAUGAGCUUUUCAUGAGCAAACUUGACUUCCCUGCUAAAUACGAUUACUGUAUUAGAUUAAACUUGAAGGGAGCUUCCAAAGAAUAUAAAACAGGAUUUUGCCUCGAUGAUGAAUGUUGGAGGUUGGUUGAGCAGGAGGUUCUUGCACUCAUGCAUGAAGCAUUUGAUGAUAGGGCAAAGUUCAUCCGUGUUCUUUGGAGAAAUACCAUUUCAGGAGGAAGCUUAGAAAGUGGUGUCUCGAUGUUUGAUAGAGAGCCAUUAUUUAUUGGGAUUUUAGCUGCAGCCCCAGAGAAAGCUUUGAGAGUGGUUGACAUAGGUCCAAAUGCUGACAAUAAAGACGAGGCAGUCAAGUUCAGAAAGUUCUGGGGAGAUAAGGCGGAACUUCGUAGGUUUAAGGAUGGCCGAAUUGCAGAAAGCACUGUCUGGGUAUGCAAACCUUGGGAACGACAUUUAAUUAUAAAAAAGAUUUCUGAGCAUAUUCUGGGGAGGCAUCUCUCUUUGUCAAAAGAAAAUAUUACAACUGUUGCAGACCAACUUGAUUUUUCUCUUCUUUAUGGAGCUGAAGAUCCAAUAGCUUUUUCCGCAAGUUUAAUGGAGGCAUUUGAUAUCCUAUCAAAGCGUUUACGUCUUCUUAGUGACAUUCCGUUGAAGAUAACAAGCGUACAGCCUCUAGACCCAGCUUUCAGGCACACAUCUGUCUUCCCACCUGAGCCUCAUCCUGUAGCUGUGGAGAAGGGUGUCAAUCUAAAAAAGAAGCAGCUUACUUCAACCUGCUUACAACCCUUGGAAGUCAUGAUUCAGUUGGAAGGAUCUGGAAACUGGCCAAAGGAUGACAUAGCCCUGGAAAAGACAAAAUCUGCAUUCCUUCUAAAAAUUGGAGAAAGUCUUCAGAAUUUGUGGGGAAUGACAUGUAAUGCCACUGAGGAGGAUGUGGUUGUUUUUACUUCUGGAUAUGCGUUUAGUCUAAGAAUUUUACAUGAGAGAGGUCUGAGGCAAGCUGGAAGCAAUCAAACCAGGCACGUGCCUUCCACAGACAGCUCUCUUUAUAUUCGUGGCCAACAUUCUAGCAUGAUUAAUGGCCUACAAGGUCUUUACCCUAUAUUUGGUCCAGUUGUUCGGCUUGCAAAACGGUGGGUAGCUGCUCAUCUCUUUUCGUCACUGUUGAGGGAAGAAGUGGUUGAGCUGUUAGUUGCUCAUCUUUUCCUGAAGCCUAUGCCAUUUUGUGCUCCGGGCUCAAGAAUUACUGGGUUAUUGAGGUUUUUAAGAUUAUUAUCAGAAUAUGACUGGACAUUCUCUCCUCUAAUUAUUGAUAUCAAUGGUGAUUUGACACCUCAGGAUGAAAAAGAAAUUAAUGACAAUUUUAUGGUAAACCGUAAAUCCAAUGAAGAAAAGCCGGGAAUUAUGAGUCCAUCAAUGUUCUUGGCUACUUCUUAUGACAAGACAUCAGAAGCUUGGACAAGAUUAUCACCGACCACAACAGAGCUUAAACGAAUCGCAGCCUAUGCUAGAAGCAGCGCUAGUUACUUGACAAAACUCAUCUCACAAGAUAAUUUUGAUUCCAGUAGAUGGGAGUGCAUUUUCCGGACUCCUUUAAAUAAUUAUGAUGCUGUAGUACUUCUCCACCGGGAUAAAUUGGCUUACCCUCAACGCCUUCUUUUCCCAUCCGAGCUAAACCAAGGGAAACAUGUGGUUUCGGGGAAGCCAAGCAAGAGUUUUCACCCUUUCCUAUUACCUAAAGGGAACUUGGGUAAACUAAAGGAGAAUCUUUUGGUUAACUUUGAUCCUCUGAAAUACUUUAUUGGAGACUUGGAGAAGGAGUUCCCGAACACGUUUAAAGUCUGGUAUGAUUCUAUUGGUGGUGAUGCUGUUGGGCUGAUGUGGGAAAGAUUAGACUCCUCAAAGAAGAGGAAACGCGGGGAUGAAGAAACGGACGAGGAAGAGAAGGAUAUUAUGGAUGUACUGAAAAAUGUAGGCAGCAUCGGAAAAGGAUUUGUGAGAAGUGUUCAUCUCCUCAAGGCUCCAAAACAACAACAGCCUACCAAGUAAAAUUGAAGUUCCUUUAAUAGUGGCAGACAAUUUUGUUAAGGCAUAGGUUCACAUUUAGAAGUUGUUCUUUCCUAAAUUCAUGUAAUAUUGAGACCUGUUUUAUGCUUGAGCAUUUUUUGUAUUUAUUUAAAUGGUCAAUCAUCGAGUUUGUUUAAUUCUAUAGAUACAAAUGAAAAAUCAUAUUUAGUUUUG
Impatiens glandulifera is the source of this 3450-nucleotide messenger RNA. RefSeq names its product nucleolar protein 6. The record is from RefSeq and is a predicted model, not a curated record. The transcript has 26 exons. Gene Ontology annotation, biological process: rRNA processing; tRNA export from nucleus. NCBI's taxonomy places the organism in Eukaryota, Viridiplantae, Streptophyta, Magnoliopsida, Ericales, Balsaminaceae. Gene Ontology annotation, cellular component: CURI complex; UTP-C complex; small-subunit processome. Bases 100 to 3258 code for a protein of 1052 amino acids.